Messenger RNA from Hordeum vulgare subsp. vulgare (domesticated barley), 1200 nucleotides. RefSeq names its product ankyrin-1-like. Gene Ontology annotation, molecular function: protein binding. NCBI's taxonomy places the organism in Eukaryota, Viridiplantae, Streptophyta, Magnoliopsida, Poales, Poaceae. The record is from RefSeq and is a predicted model, not a curated record.
AUGGCGCUGGAGUUGUUGCCGCUGGCGCCUAGCGCCACUGGCGCGGGCGCCACCGGCGUCUGGUCGACGUGCGGCAGGGCGCUGCACCUGGCCGCCACCAACGGCAGGACGAACGUCUGCCGCUACCUUGUCCAGGACCUCGGCAUCCCCGUCGACACCCUCUCCGACGAGCGCGAGACGCCGCUGCUCUUGGCGGCCACCUUCGGCCACACCGCUACGGCGGCCUGGCUCCUGGAGCGCGGCGCCAGCGCGCGUGCCCCGGACGUCGACGGCGAGACCCCGCUCCAAUGGGCCGCCUACAACGGGGAUCGCGACCUGGUGAUGUUGCUCCUGUACAAAGGCGCUGAUGUGGGUGCGGCGAACCCCCGGGGCACGGCGCUCCACGUCGCCGCCAUGCGGGGGUGCCCGGAAGUCGUCCGCGUCCUGCUGCGCCACGGCGCCGAUCCAAACAAAGUCGCCAGCCGUGUCUUCACGCCCUUGGUCCCAUCGCUUCUUGGUGGCUCCCUCCAAUGCAUGAAGCUGCUCAUUGAGGCUGGGGCUAAUGUUCACGCUGGUGCAUUCAGUGGAGCGACCCCUCUCUUGUUAGCGUGCAGCCACCGUGGCAACGUCGGAUUCGUCAAGUGCUUGUUGAAGGCCGGAGCAGAUCCAAACCUUCCUGACGAACUUGGUAGGUUGCCCAUAGAAAUUGUUGCGGUCCAAGCUGAGAAAAAACUCGUUUGAAUUUUGUUUGAAUUGUUUCUCGUGACUCGAUGCCCACCAAACAUGCUUGGCUGGAGUGUUGCUGGCAUCAUGAGUUAUGUGAAAUCUGCUGCUUACAAGGAGCGGGUGAGAAAGGACUCUUGUAAGAGGAAAGAUGAACUAAAACUAGAAGGGAACAAGGCCUACACAGUCAAAGACUAUGACACGGCUAUACUUAUGUACAAUUUGGUAACUUCUUAUUUUAGAGCUGAUUUUGUAUGCGUAUAUUCACUUGCAAAUGUUAUCUCUUUCACUCUUUUCUUGUAUACUUCUCAUAAUGGCAGCAAAGCCAUUAAGAAAUUGUCAAGGAGAUGCUUUUCGCUUCCUGGAGGUGAUCAUCGUACUGCUAUUUAUUUUUCUCGGAAUCAGAUUAUGCUCUUGACAGAUACAUUAUGAGUAUGUAAUCUUCUCUCAUAAUUAAAGUGCCACACAAAUUUACUUUGAAGAGGACUUGCUUGCGUA